AUGUUGCCUCCAUUCAGAAGGGCAGGUGGGAAUUCCACCUUGCUGUCUACGCCAGAAUCAUACUGGGGCCAGUUUGAAGAAAUCUCCAAAUACAAUACUCAUCUGAACGUGGUCGAAAGACUAUGGACAGCAUGGUAUGCCUGGAUGCAAAAUGACGUUCUUGCAACUGGAAUCAUGUCUUUUGUAAUGCACGAAAUUGUAUAUUUCGGGCGUUCCCUCCCUUGGAUCUUUAUAGACACUCUCGGUUUGUUCAAGAACUACAAGAUUCAAAGCAGCAAGAUACCAUCCUUACGAGAGCAAUGGGAUUGUGCUAGAUUUGUGCUACUCAGCCAUUUUACCGUAGAGCUGCCACAAAUAUGGCUUUUCCACCCGAUGGCCCAGUUUUUUGGCCUGUCCACCUCUGUACCUUUUCCCUCUUUGUGGACCAUGGCUUAUCAGAUAGCGAUAUUCUUUGUCCUGGAAGACACGUGGCAUUACUUUUCCCACCGUGCUCUCCAUUGGGGUCCACUGUAUAAAGCCAUCCACAAGAUUCACCAUCAAUAUUCCGCACCUUUCGGUAUGGCAGCUGAAUAUGCUUCUCCAAUUGAAGUCAUGAUUCUUGGAUUUGGUACUGUUGGUUGCCCAAUUCUAUGGUGUGCAGUAACCGGCGAUCUGCAUAUUUUUACGAUGUACAUCUGGAUCGUCUUGCGGCUUUUCCAGGCCAUUGAUGCGCACAGUGGCUAUGAGUUUCCAUGGAGUCUUCAUCACUUCCUCCCUUUCUGGGCUGGCGCAGACCACCAUGAUCUCCAUCACGAGAAGUUUGUAGGAAAUUAUUCCAGCAGCUUCAGGUGGUGGGAUUAUCUUCUGGACACCGAAUACUCCCCGGAGGCUAUCAAGAGGAGAAGGGAAAACAAGUUUGUGAAGGAUACCAAGAAGGCUCAGUGA
Molecule: messenger RNA, 924 nt
Organism: Aspergillus neoniger CBS 115656
Lineage: Eukaryota; Fungi; Ascomycota; Eurotiomycetes; Eurotiales; Aspergillaceae
Product: sterol desaturase family protein
Exons: 5
Coding region: 1-924 (307 amino acids)
Biological process (GO): ergosterol biosynthetic process
Molecular function (GO): C-4 methylsterol oxidase activity; iron ion binding
Source: RefSeq, a predicted model, not a curated record